Molecule: messenger RNA, 1413 nt
Organism: Atta colombica
Lineage: Eukaryota; Metazoa; Arthropoda; Insecta; Hymenoptera; Formicidae
Gene: kermit
Product: PDZ domain-containing protein GIPC3
Exons: 5
Coding region: 125-1183 (352 amino acids)
Molecular function (GO): protein binding
Source: RefSeq, a predicted model, not a curated record
UUCUCAGCUAUCAAUUUGUCGAUUAUAAUAACUUAAUUUUGCGAUGAGAAUCCAGCACGUCAGACCGGAUUGAUGAAUAACGGGGCCUUUCUUUGUAGAAUAAUUUAUUUUCAUAGACUCGAGGAUGCCGCUGUUCAAGGCGCGAACCACGCCGAGAUCGCCGGUAACGGAGAAGGCUGCAAAUGGUAUGCAGUAUUACAACUAUCAGCAUCAUCAGGCCGGCAAUGACAAUGGUCAUGACAACGACACGAAUGGUAACGGUACUAGUAGCCGAUCGGGGAACGGUGCUCCUCCUCUUCAACACGAACAGACGAGAUCGCCACCCCGAGACCCGCGGCCAUCGACGCUGGUUUUCCACUGCCAACUGGCCCAUGGCAGUCCCACAGGACUGAUAUCGGACUUCAGCAAUGUCCGGGAACUGUACCAGAAAAUUGCCGAACGUUAUGACCUACCCGCGGAAGAGAUUCUUUUUUGCACACUCAACACGCACAAAGUGGACAUGACGGAGCUAUUAGGCGGGCAAAUCGGCGUGGGCGACUUCAUAUUCGCACAUAAGAAAGGCCAACCGAAAGAAAUCGAGUUGGUGAAAACGGAUGACGCUUUGGGUCUGACGAUCACUGAUAAUGGUGCCGGCUACGCUUUCAUAAAACGUAUAAAGGAAGGUUCUGUGAUUGACAGGAUAAAGGUGAUUGAAGUGGGCGAUCAUAUCGAAAGGAUUGAUUCGACCAGCCUCGUUGGCAGGCGGCAUUUUGAGGUAGCGAAGAUGUUGAAAGAUAUACCGAAGGGUUCAACGUUCACGCUGAGGCUAGUGGAGCCGCAGAAGAACGGUUUUGGUAGCAUCGGACCGCGUGGUGAUCUCAAAAAAGGAAAAAAGUCUGACUAUGGAUCCGGCAAGGAGACUUUGAGAUUCAAAGCUGAUGGUAGCGCACAAAUCGUAGAGCAGAUUGAUGAUGCUGCUGCGAUAGGCGUCCAGAAGAUUAACACUAUCUUGGAAAGCUUCAUGGGCAUCUCCGAUACGGAGUUAGCGACACAAAUCUGGGAACUUGCCGAGGAUAAAUGCAACAGUAUAGACUUUGCCGAAGCGAUAGACAACUCCGACUUGGAGGACUUCGGUUUUACUGACGAUUUUGUGAUCGAAUUGUGGGGCGCUGUGACGGAUGCCAGAGCGGGCCGGCAUCGAUGACGAGAGGAUCAACAAUGUAAUGAAAAAAACAUGUCCAACAAAAUGUCGAACAAUGAAGUGAUGAAAUUAUCUAUGAACGAAGUGUUCUUCUGAUUGAAGAAGAUGACGUUCAUUUAUUCUCGUGUUACCGUAAUCCAGAGGCCUACACGUGGGCGCAUGUUUAGCGUCAAUCGUGAUUACAUUUCUCUUUGAACAAUUUUAUUUAAAAAAUAACUGCGUUCAGCAAAAAA